AUGAACAGUAACCGAGUGUCUCAACCUCUGCUGACUCUAGCAAACCUGAAAGCUGAUGAUCUCCGGUGUCGCCGGGUUAACAUGAACAUCCUGAUAUUAAUAUUGAUGCAGAUGUCUAUUUUCUGCCCUGACUGGACACUGAGUGCUGCCGAAGGGAUUCGGGUAUACCAGACUCCAGAUUCUCUGCUUGUGACUGAAGGAGGGACAGCGAACCUGACCUGUGUCUAUUCUGCUGAUGAAAUUCAGGACUUUGUAAUCAACUGGCUUCACCAACCAAGAAACCAAAAUAAUCCGACCUAUAUUAUUUACAUGGACAGAUGCAAGAGUAAUCAGUCAAUCCGAGUGGUAAACAAAAAAGACCAAGAUCGAAAUGUAUCGCAGAUAUCAAUAAACCGCCUCCAGCCUGGGGACAGCGGCACAUAUUAUUGUGAAUUGAUGAGUCUGAAUCCACCGUCCACUGAAGGUAUGAGGGGCAAUGGAAGCACAUUGACAGUUACAGAAUCUUUCAAAGAUCCUAAUUCCAGGAAAAUCAAAGUCCAGUGGUCUUUCCUGCUGUGUCUGCUGGUGAUUUUAUGCGUUGUUUUACUUGUAGCUGCAAGCAACAGGAAAGCGAGACAGAAGCAAUUAGUUGAACACAGCGCUCUGUCUACGGGGACCGUCCCAGAGGACACUUCAAUAUUGGAUAAAACAAUAUAUGCGACCGUGUAUUGUGCCAGAAUGAAAGAAACUCCGCCGAAUUUAGCGAUUGUUUAUUCUAAUCCAUUGGUAGAAAAGACGGCGCCUAAUACGUCAACAGCUGAGGCGGACUAUUCAACUGUGAACAUCUGCAAAGCGGAUCCCAAUUCAGAAGGUGGAAAUGAAGAGCAAAUGAUUUACUCCCAACUGCAGUUUAAAGAGAAGGAAGUUCAGUUUCUGACACCCUGCUUGCAUUAACUGCAACUUGCAGUCCUUUACUGUUUCUGACGAAACGAAAUACUGCAGAUGUGUUCAGUUGAUCAAUCAAUUGGAAAACGUGGGAGGCUGAGUCGAAAGUUGAGUGAGGAGUAAGAUUAUGGCUUGCUGCAGAUUGGAGACAUUUCGUCAUCUGACAUACUUGUGUACAGAAGACAAACGGCCUGGAUUUUUGCAUAGUAAUGAUGGUAAACUUGGCAGCGUUUAUCAUUACCGCUAUUCUGAAAAUAACAGAAACUUUUAGAAUCCACACAUGCGCAGUUAUACCGGAGGUUGCUAUCAGUGACUCUCUGCUUCUCCAGGCGAUAAACUGUUGAGUUUCCCCGAAUUCAAUCAAUUCCAAUAUAUUGAACCAAUGGGAGCAUGCAUUGUAAUGCUCUCAGUCUCGCUGUAGAAUCCUUGAAACCCUUGUUGAAUGAGGUAUAACUAGGUUUUUAACAGCACUUUUUUAAUUCAUUCAUGGGAUGUGGGCAUCUCUGGCUGGGCCAGCAUUUAUUGCCCGUCCCUAAUUGCCCUUGAGAAUGUGGUGGUGAGCUGCCUUCUUGAACCGGUGCAGUCCAUGUGGUGUAGGUACACACAAUUCUGUUAAUAAUAACUGCUAAAAAGCCUCACUGAGCACAAAAGAGUAAUUUUAUACAUGUUAAAUGUCAAACUUCUCCAUUGUGACAUGAAAUUUCACAUACUUUAAAAAUUAUAGCCCAGAACUUCUGAUCUCUGGAUGGUCGUACCCUGCAGGUAGCCCACAAGAUGUGCUGGGGAACCGCUCAGGAGUCCCCAUAUGCUGACAAUAUGGGAAUUACCUGGGAAGUCUGGACUUGCAAUGGACAAUUCCCCUGUGUUUGGAACCCUCCAAAACUCAAGUUAAAGUCAGAGACUUUGGAUUGUUCCGGCUCACUCACCAGAAUAGUUACCCAGGAAAGAUUAGAAAGGUUAAACCUAGUUCUAACUCUUUGGUAGCUCCAUUACUGACUCCCACUGGAACCCCCAACUAUCCCCCUAACCCCCAUGACUAGCCCCCAACCCGACUACCCCCUGACCCAACUACCCCACCCGACCCUGCAACUACCUCCUGGCUACCC
Molecule: messenger RNA, 2030 nt
Organism: Carcharodon carcharias (great white shark)
Lineage: Eukaryota; Metazoa; Chordata; Chondrichthyes; Lamniformes; Lamnidae
Exons: 5
Coding region: 1-933 (310 amino acids)
Biological process (GO): response to bacterium
Source: RefSeq, a predicted model, not a curated record